GCACACCGAGGGAUUGAGGCCAAGGAGAGAUAUCUUGAAGAGAGAGAAGUCGUAGUUCGGGUCCGGAGGAAGGAAGGAAUAGAAUCUCCGGGUUCAAUAUCUUCCCGUUGUCGGCGACUGAGGUUUUACCCUUUGGCUCUGAGGUUAGGUGGAUUUUUAUUUUCUGAGAUAUGGAACAAGUUUGCUUCUUGCCAAACUGCUACCAGUGUCGGGUUUUCUUGGUCCAAGAAGUGCUCGAUUGGCGGUUUCUAUCUCGUGCGAAUUUCCUCAUGGCUUCUUUUGUCAACUGCACUUAGUGUUCAGACCCCUUUUCCGCGAUCUUUAGGGAAGGCGUCAUGCAAGGCCUGAAGUCUGCGAAUUAUCCUUCCUUUGCAUAGCCCUAGCUAAACACUCAAAUCUGCCCCCUACAGACACGAUCUGUUAGUCCCUCUUCCAAAUCUGGUUCUAAUGGGUACUGGUUAAAGAAGGAUAAUGUCCCUUUCGUGUUUGUUCUGCUCUGUUCCGACAAGUAUGGAUGUGAUGGCCUUUUCCUCGAGUUUGUGAAACCCUGAGUGUCCUGUCGCGUGCAUAGGGUUCCUCCUGUUAGCCAGCACUUUCGUUCUUGUUGGUUCGUUCGUGUCUACCAGUUCUCAGUAUGUUUGGUCAUCUUUUCUUGCUGUCUCUCUCUUCCCUUGGUGUUCAUCCCAUGGAUUUGAAAGUGAAUAAGGGUCAGUCUACCCAGCUAGAGAGUCAUUGAUUUGCGGCUGAAUUAUCCUGUUCUUGCUACAAACGAGAACGACUGGAAGAUUUAUGUUAUAUAUAUAUCUUUCAGAAGCUAUAUUUCAUACAUAAAAUAAAGGAGAUACUUUGCGUAACGGGAAGGCAAUGGAGAGGUACAAGUUAAUCAAAGAGGUUGGUGAUGGUACUUUUGGGACUGUUUGGCGAGCUAUCAAUAAGGAGACGGAUGAAGUUGUUGCAAUAAAAAGGAUGAAAAAGAAGUAUUACUCGUGGGAAGAAUGUAUAAAUCUGAGAGAAGUGAAGUCACUUAGGAGAAUGAAUCAUCCGAACAUUGUGAAGCUGAAGGAAGUCAUCCGGGAAAAUGAUAUCCUAUACUUUGUUUUUGAGUACAUGGAGUGCAAUCUUUACCAGCUUCUGAAGGAUCGUCAAAAGCUAUUUGCUGAAGCUGAUAUAAAAAACUGGUGCUUUCAAGUCUUCCAGGGUCUGUCAUACAUGCAUCAGCGUGGAUACUUCCACCGUGACCUUAAGCCAGAAAACCUUCUUGUCUCUAAAGACGUCAUCAAGAUUGCUGAUUUGGGUCUAGCCCGGGAAGUUGAUUCAAGCCCGCCCUUUACAGAGUAUGUCUCUACACGCUGGUACAGGGCGCCUGAAGUAGUACUGCUGUCAUACGUGUACACCGAAAAAGUUGAUAUGUGGGCAAUGGGAGCUAUUAUGGCCGAGUUGUUCUCGCUGCGACCUCUCUUUCCUGGAGCUAAUGAAGCAGAUGAAAUCUACAAAAUAUGUAGUGUCAUUGGCAGCCCAACUGAGGAGACUUGGCUUGAGGGGCUUAAUCUUGCCAGAGCUAUCAAUUUCCAAUUUCCUCAGCUUCCUGGUGUUUCCCUUUCAAGCUUGAUACCGUCUGCAAGCAGAAAUGCAAUUAACCUUAUUGCGCGCCUUUGCUCAUGGGAUCCUUGCAAAAGGCCAACUGCUGCAGAAGCUCUGCAGCAUCCGUUCUUCCAGAGUUGUUUCUAUGUUCCCCCAUCUCUCCGUCUUAAACCGACCGCUGCAAGAACUCCUCCACCUGUUCUAGUUGGGCCGAUGAGGGGAUCAUUCGAGCAACAAUCCACGAGGAGGUUUCCCGUGGCUGUGGCCAAUCAUAAGCCAGUGGAUAGCUAUGUUACUCCAAAGGCGAAUAAUGGUCAAUAUUUUAACACUGGUGUCCAACGUAAGCUGGAUAUGGUUAAUCAGGAUGUGACGAAGAACAACAAACCUGUGAAGGGCACUGCCAAGGAUGCGAAAUAUAGACCACCUGGAAGGAAGAGUCCUCAAUCGUUGAACAAGAGCUGGAGCACGAGGGGCGUAACCGAGACGGCGGGGGGCCCGCCGAUGAAGGCAGGGUGGAUGGGGGCAGAGUCGAGGGACUUGUCCUUGAGGCCAUCUCAGCCCCAUUCCAAUCCCUACAUUCGCAAAGUCGCUGGUUGA
Molecule: messenger RNA, 2178 nt
Organism: Tarenaya hassleriana
Lineage: Eukaryota; Viridiplantae; Streptophyta; Magnoliopsida; Brassicales; Cleomaceae
Product: cyclin-dependent kinase F-4-like
Exons: 17
Coding region: 865-2178 (437 amino acids)
Biological process (GO): protein phosphorylation; intracellular signal transduction
Cellular component (GO): cytoplasm; nucleus
Molecular function (GO): protein serine/threonine kinase activity; ATP binding
Source: RefSeq, a predicted model, not a curated record